Molecule: messenger RNA, 2782 nt
Organism: Crotalus tigris (Tiger rattlesnake)
Lineage: Eukaryota; Metazoa; Chordata; Lepidosauria; Squamata; Viperidae
Gene: MFAP3L
Product: microfibril associated protein 3 like
Exons: 3
Coding region: 664-1806 (380 amino acids)
Source: RefSeq, a predicted model, not a curated record
ACAACACAAACGCAGUUUCACAGCAGCCUGGCUCAACAGCGAGCAUGCUCAGUGCCUCUCUGACCUACUUGUGCAAGCUGAGUCCGGGGAGCUCAGUCUGCAGCUUUGCUGGGAGAUAGCCGACCUGGACGGCGGAGGCGGCAGAAGCUUGAGUAGAGGGGUGCAGAACUUGACGUUCCCCGGGAGAGCAAAUCCUCCUGCACCUGCUGGGGCUCCAAAAGCCGAAAUUAUCCGGAAGUAGCUUCCAAAAUGCCUAAACGGCAGCUCUAGGGAAAGCUGUGGACAAGAAAACGUAUCGGCUAACGAAGCUGCCUCUUGGUAAACAUUGCUGUCCGGUUUAUCUCCAUCCCUACUGGGAAUCACAGAACACUGGCACUGGGCAAUGCAGACAGGGUGCCCCACGCUAGGAGGUGAGGGUCAAGUCAAUCAGGAGGGAGAAAGAGAGGGUUCACCUCUUUUCCAACUAUCCCUGAUAGAUUCGACUAGCAAAGAUAAUGGUGGGUGGGAAGGGCGAUGUUGCAGAGGAAGGUAGCGAUGGCUGUUUGGUGGCUUCUUGUGUGGCAGCUUAUGCGGGCGCAGCGCCUGAAUCCAUUGUUAGGGUUAACGAAAAACUGAGGCGGUCCAUUAACUGUGAUUGGCAGAUAUAUUUGCAGACAGGUGAACAUGUUCAAGAGCCACCUUCUUUUGUACUACUGGACCGUCUUUCAUGUUUUCGAUUUAUUAGCAGUAUGGACAACUGCUGAAGAUGUCAUUAACAGCACUUUAAAUCAUACAGACCUGUUGAUUGGAUCUGUACCAAUGGUAAUCUCCAGAAUUGACCACAUUAUAGUCAAGGAAGGUUAUAGUGCCUUGAUUGACUGCAACGUUCAAGGUUAUCCAGAACCAGUGUACAAGUGGUACAACUCAAAUGGCCAUUUGGUGAAAGAAGAUGGUAACAGAGCAGGAAAAUGGAUUCUCAAUAGCGGGCAACUAAAUAUUACCAGUGUGUCAUUUGAAGAUCGAGGAAAAUACACAUGUGUUGCUUCUAACAUCUAUGGCAAAGUGAAUAAUACUGUCACUCUAAGGGUUGUAUUUACCGCUGGAGAUAUGGGGAUCUACUACAUGAUUGUAUGUCUUGUAGCAUUUACCAUUGUUUUGAUCUUAAAUAUUACUAGACUAUGCAUGAUGAGUAGCCACUUGAAAAAGACUGAGAAAGCUAUCAAUGAAUUUUUUCGGACAGAAGGAGCUGAAAAGCUGCAAAAAGCUUUUGAGAUUGCUAAGCGCAUCCCAAUCAUCACCUCAGCAAAAACUCUUGAGCUUGCCAAAGUAACCCAGUUUAAAACAAUGGAGUUUGCCCGCUACAUUGAGGAACUAGCUAGAAGUGUUCCCCUACCACCUCUUAUAAUUAAUUGUAGGACUAUAAUGGAAGAAAUCAUGGAAGUAGUCAGAUUAGAGGAACAAGGCCAUAAAUUUGUACGGCAAUCAACUGUGGGGCAAGGGAUCAUGGACCCUGACGAAAUGUAUAUGAUUUCCAGUCCCCUAAAACGUAGUGACUCUCUUGCUGCUGAUUCAGAUGCAUCUUCUUUGCAUGAACCACCACUCAAGAUUGCUAUAAAAGCCUCAGUUCACCAGUUAACUAAGAAGGACAGUAUUGAUCACCUGACACACGAUAAUGUAGCUUUACAAAUGAAAGAAGAGAAAGAAGUUGCUCGGGUACAGGCACAACCUAGUGACCUGGUCUUGGAACCUUCUACUGAAUUCACCUCAGUUGAGACAAUUGUGGGAAGCGGCAAGGAAACAUGUACUAUUUAUGAAAGCCAUUUAUGAUCAUUUAUCAGCAAAUGCAUAAUAAUAAAAAUAGUGAUAAAAUGAGGUGGCAGAGGUGAUAAAUCAAAAAGAUUUUUUUGCCAGUAAGCCUUGUCUGAACACUAUAAUUGCAAAAACAAUAUGGAUGGAUUACCUGAUAAAUUCUUUCUCAUUAUAUACUGUGCAGUAUAUUUAGCUGAGACAUUUGAUAGAAUAAUUCCUAUGACACUAAUAUUUAAUUGCUCUUUUUGUUCCAGGGAGAUUUUAAUUAAUGUUAUUUUAGCUCACAAAACACCUCAGAUAAUGGAUUAGGAUUCUGUUGAUUGCAAGAACAUCUAGAAAUUGUGUUUACCACUUAGAAAUAAGUUCUUAAAAUUCUCAAUCUGAACAUUCCAUUUCAGAGUAGAGCUGUUGAAGUCAGGAGAGCUUUUGUAAGAUCUGUAAUAACAAGAUGCUAUAAUGCUAUAAUAUAACCUAAUGCAUGCAUACAUUACAAAAAAAAUCGCCUUUAUUUUUCAUUUUGUUCUAUCAAUUACUUUUGUGUAUUUUUGUAAAUUCAAAUAUUGAACCUGAAGAACAUUUCUGUAGCCAAACUAAAAUACUGUAUGUAGGAUACCAUUAUCCUACAUUUAUUUCAUCAGAUCGUUUAUAUUUAAAACAAUAUAUUUUUGGCAGUUUUUAAUUUAAUUGAAAAAAGUAAUAAUUUCUUCACAAACUGGAUAAUUGGCUACUUCUUUCUUCCACAAGAUCAUAAGCAGUCUCUAGGCAGAAAGUCUCAAGAUAGCUACCCGUUAUCCCAAUUACAAAGCACCUUGAUGCUUGGUGCUUAAUUUUCCCAUGGAAAGUUUUUCAGUUAGUAAUGAAGAAUGGAGGCUAAGUGCAAGCUAAAUGGCUUUGGCUGUUUCCAUGGGGAAGGAGGAUUAUAAGAGAAAGCAUGAGAGAUAAAUGUCAAGGUUCUGACUAAUGAAACUGAAUAAAGUAGAACUCUGAAGCUUGA